AUGGAUCGAAGUUGGAUGCAAGCAUCACGCAUCAGUGAUGAGUAUGAGAAUGGAGUUGAACAAUUCCUCCAAUUUACUGAAUUGAAUGCACCAUGUCUGCGGGGUAAAUAUUUUUGUCCAUGUGUGAAAUGUGGGAAUGGGAGACACCACGUAAUAGCUGAGAUAAGAACACAUCUUAUAUGUCACGGGAUCACUCCAACUUACACAAGGUGGAUAUGGCAUGGUGAAUUGCUAGAGAACCCAUCAAGCUCUCAGACUAACCCAGUUGAUGUGGACAUGGGAAACCGUAUAGAAGACAUGAUUCGCGAUUUGGGACAAGACGGAUUUCAACAAGCACGUGCUCCUUUGUAUGACAAAAUAGAAAAUGAUUCGAAGAUGCCUUUGUAUCCAGGGUGCACAGCUUUCACAAGGUUGUCAGCGGUAUUAGCUCUGGUAAACUUGAAGGCACGAUUUGGCUGGAGUGAUAAAAGCUUCACCGAAUUGCUGGUCCUGCUAAAAAAAUUGCUUCCUGAACAAAACACGUUGCCAAAGAGUCAAUAUGAGGCAAAGAAGAUUUUAUGUCCAGUGGGAAUGUCGUACCAGAAAAUUCACGCAUGUCCAAAUGAUUGCAUUUUGUACAGAAAUGAGUUUGCAAAUAUGCGUAAUUGCCCUACUUGUGGUGUAUCACGCUACAAAGCCAACACUGACGACUUCGUUGAUGAUAUUUCCCCUAAUAACACUCGUCCAACAAAGGUUUGCGGGAGGAAAAGUGAUGGAUUGCUCCGACAUCCGGCUGAUAGUCCGCAAUGGAAACAGUUUGAUUCCUUGUAUCCUGAUUUUGGGAAUGAGCCUAGAAAUCUAAGGGUUGCUCUUGCUUCGGAUGGAAUGAAUCCGUUUGGUAACUUAAGUACCAAUCACAGUUCAUGGCCUGUUUUGCUCAUGAUUUACAACCUCCCUCCUUGGUUGUGCAUGAAGCGAAAAUACAUAAUGCUUAGCAUGAUGAUAGCGGGUCCAAGACAGCCAGGGAAUGAUAUUGACGUGUAUCUUGCUCCAUUGAUCGAAGACCUGAGGAUAUUAUGGGAAGAUGGGGUUGAUGUCUGGGAUGGUUAUUUGCAGGAGACUUUUACGUUGCGUGCAAUGGUAUUUUGCACCAUAAAUGACUAUCCAGCAUAUGGCAACUUAAGUGGAUACAGUGUCAAAGGCCAUUACGCAUGUCCUGUAUGUGAGAAAGGUACUGCCUUCGUCCAACUACAACAUGGAAAGAAGACUGUAUACACAAGGCAUCGAAGAUUUCUAAAACAGUAUCAUCCAUAUCGACGUUUGAAAAAAGCUUUAAAUGGAUCUCAAGAACACGAAACUGCGCCGCAACCAUUACAGGGCAAAGAAGUUUAUGAUCGCGUGAAGGACAUCAUAAAUAUCUUUGGCAAGACACAAAAAAAACCUCCAACUGACAAAAACAUAUGGAAGAAAAGAUCCAUUUUCUUUGAUCUUCCAUACUGGUCUGAUCUUCAUGUUAGACACUGUAUAGACGUGAUGCACGUUGUGAAAAAUAUUUGUGACAGUUUAAUUGGCACCCUUCUUAACAUUAAAGGAAAAACAAAGGAUGGUUUGAAGUGUCGUCAGGACUUGGUUGAAAUGGGUAUAAGAGAACAGUUGCACCCAAUAUCACAAGGUUCGCGAACAUAUCUACCCCCAGCAUGUCACACGAUGUCAACAAACGAGAAGAGGAGUUUUUGUCAUUGUUUGCGUAUGCUUAAAGUUCCACAAGGAUACUCUUCAAAUAUAAAGAGCCUUGUUUCGGUGAAUUAUUUGAAAUUGGUUGAGUUGAAAUCUCAUGAUUGUCAUGUACUAAUGCAACAUCUAUUACCUGUAGCCAUUCGGGGAAUCUUGCCUGUGAAAGUUCGGGUUGCCAUAACACGGUUGUGUUUUGUUUUUAAUGUUAUUUGUAGCAAAGUAAUUGACCCAGCAGCAUUGGAUGAGUUGGAGGAGGAGGCUGCCAUUGUCCUUUGUCAAAUGGAGAUGUAUUUUCCUCCAUCAUUUUUUGACAUAAUGGUGCAUUUAAUUGUUCAUCUAGUGGGGGAGAUCAGAAUGUGUGGGCCUGUUUUCCUACGUUGGAUGUAUCCAAUUGAACGCUACAUGAAAGUGUUAAAGGGGUACACGAAGAAUCUACACCGACCCGAAGCUUCGAUUGUCGAAAGGUAUGUUGCUGAAGAGUGUAUUGAGUUUUGCUCCCAGUACAUUGAAUGUGCUCAACCCGUCGGGGUUCCCGAAAGUCGCCAUGGUCGGACACCGGGGGGUAAGGGUACACGAGGAUUCAACGUUAUCACAAUGACUCGACAUGAAGUCUCACAAGCGCAUCUAUGUGUAUUAAACAAUACAGCAGAGGUGAUUCCAUACAUUGAUGCUCACAAAAAAAAAAAACUCACUGAAAUGAACCCAAAAAUGAACAUGAGGAGGAUUUUGCAACAGCAUAAUAAAGCUUUCAUUAACUGGUUCAGGGAAACUAUAUUUGCUGACGAUGGUGCCUCGGUGACUUUAAGAUUGUUAGUUGUUGGGCCAAAUCUAAAUGUACCUACUUGGAAAGGGUAUGAUAUAAACAAUUAUUCAUUCUACACGAAGUCAGCAGAUGACAAAAGCACAAUGCAAAAUAGUGGCGUGACUGUGGAUGCCGACUCCGAUCACUUUUGUAGUGCAUCAGACAACAAUCCAAUUCGAGCAUCGAUGCCUUACUUUGGAGUUAUUCAUGAAAUAUGGGAGCUUGACUAUACUGAAUUUAGAGUUGUUGUGUUUAAGUGUAAGUGGGUCAAUGCCAAUACUGGUGUCCGUAAAGACGACUUUGGAUUUACCUUAGUAGACCUAAAUAAGGUGGGUUAUAUCGACGAACCUUUCAUUAUGGCACAACAAGCAAGACAGGUGUUUUACGUCCAGGAUCCUUGCGAUUCAAGAUAUUCAGUGGUUCUUCAAGGCAGACCAAGUGGUUUAAAUGACACACAUGAUGGUUCCACACUUGACAUUUGUGAAACUACACCUUUUUCCACUAAAAUUCCUUCUACCAAUGACUCAUUACACGUUGAUGAGGUGCAAGCAAAUCGCAAUGAUCAUGAUGAAGGACUAUGGGAAAUGAAUGUCAGUUAA
Glycine soja is the source of this 3114-nucleotide messenger RNA. RefSeq lists its product as uncharacterized. Lineage: Eukaryota; Viridiplantae; Streptophyta; Magnoliopsida; Fabales; Fabaceae. The transcript has 2 exons. Bases 1 to 3114 code for a protein of 1037 amino acids. The record is from RefSeq and is a predicted model, not a curated record.